Abrus precatorius (Indian licorice) is the source of this 932-nucleotide messenger RNA. RefSeq names its product auxin-responsive protein IAA29-like. Gene Ontology annotation, molecular function: protein binding. The coding region runs from base 109 to 768 and encodes 219 amino acids. Lineage: Eukaryota; Viridiplantae; Streptophyta; Magnoliopsida; Fabales; Fabaceae. Gene Ontology annotation, cellular component: nucleus. The transcript has 4 exons. Gene Ontology annotation, biological process: regulation of DNA-templated transcription. The record is from RefSeq and is a predicted model, not a curated record.
CUCCUAUUCCCAUCCCCAGCACUUACUCUGUCUCUCCAAUUAAUAUAUAUAUUUCUUCACCUCUUCAAUACUCACUUAACUUUCCACUUUGCAUUGCAAUUUGCAUGGAUGGAGCUUCAACUUGGCCUCGCCCUCCCAACCAUUCCCUCCAAACUCCUCGACCUCAAUUCUCGUACCUACGACCCUUUUAACCACAAAAAACGUACCUUUUCUCAGCUCUCGGAGCACGCACCUGAAACUACUCACACCCCCACCCAUGUUAUGCUUCCUACUCUGUCUCUUCUCCCUUUAACUCCUUCCCGCUCAAACCACGAUCAUCAACACCCCAUCCACACCAAGGACGAUGAGGAGGAUGUAGAAGCUUUAGUGGGUUGGCCGCCAGUAAAUUUUUGGAGGAAGAAACUUCGUUUUGAUAACUAUGGGGAAGAGGUUGCAGGGAAUGAUCACACGGUCUGGAUUGAUCAUCAUCAAAAUGGACAUGGACAUGGACGUGGUUCUGUUGCCCUCAGAGGAUCCCAUACUCUGUACGUGAAAGUGAAGAUGGAGGGUGUAGGGAUUGCGCGAAAGAUUGAUCUUAGCAUGCACCAAUCGUUUCAAACGCUCAAGGAAACUUUGAUGGACAUGUUUGGCAAAUGUCAUCAGCCAUCAGGCGGCUAUGAACUGGCUUAUCAGGAUAAAGAGGGUGAUUGGCUUCUUGCAGAAGAUGUACCAUGGAGAAGUUUCGUUCAGUGUGCACGACGGCUCAAAUUGCUGAAGAGGAUCCGAUAAGAGGCAAUGAAAUCUUCAGCGUUGUUAACUUUGUUGGCUCAGGAUGACUCUUUUUUUUUUUUGGUCAACUGUAUCUAUAUCCAGCGCGUAGUUUGUGUAUGAAACAUAUAAUUAAUGUUUUGUUAACACAAUAUAAAUAAUAUAAAUAUAUAGUCAAGUUUAUG